GGCCGGGCCCGUGUUUACCCGGCGGCGGGCGGGCGCGGACGCGGAGCCUGGCGCGGCGGCGGCGGCGGCGGGAUGGUCAUGGCGCGUUUCGUCGAGGAUUUCUGGGGGGAAAAAAAUAGUGGCUUUGAUGUCCUGUACCAUAAUAUGAAACAUGGACAGAUAUCAACAAAAGAACUAGCAGAUUUUGUGAGAGAAAGAGCUACAAUAGAAGAGGCAUACUCCAGGUCAAUGACAAAACUAGCAAAAUCCGCAAGCAAUUAUUCACAACUUGGAACAUUUGCACCAGUGUGGGAUGUGUUCAAAACAUCUACAGAGAAAUUAGCAAAUUGUCACUUGGAUCUUGUUAGAAAAUUACAAGAAUUAAUAAAGGAAGUUCAGAAGUAUGGAGAAGAACAAGUAAAAUCUCAUAAAAAGACUAAAGAAGAAGUUGCAGGAACUCUGGAAGCUGUUCAAACCAUUCAAAGCAUAACUCAGGCCCUCCAGAAAUCCAAGGAAAAUUACAAUGCCAAGUGUGUAGAGCAGGAACGUUUGAAAAAGGAAGGAGCUACACAAAGAGAAAUAGAAAAGGCAGCUGUUAAAUCUAAGAAAGCUACAGAUACCUAUAAACUUUAUGUGGAGAAGUAUGCAUUAGCAAAAGCUGAUUUUGAACAGAAGAUGACAGAAACAGCUCAGAAGUUUCAAGAUAUUGAAGAAGCCCAUCUCAUUCACAUAAAGGAAAUUAUAGAAUCCUUGUCAAAUGCUAUAAAGGAAAUUCAUUUGCAAAUAGGCCAGGUCCAUGAAGAAUUUAUAAAUAACAUGGCUAAUACUACAGUUGAAAGCUUAAUACAGAAAUUUGCUGAGUCAAAAGGCACUGGGAAGGAAAGACCUGGCCUUAUUGAAUUUGAAGAAUGUGACCCUGCUAGUGCAGUUGAAGGUAUAAAACCAAGGAAAAGAAAGACUUUUGGCUUGCCAGGGAUAAUUAAAAAGGAAAAGGAUGCAGAGUCUGUGGAAUGUCCUGAUGCAGAUUCACUUAAGACAAUAAGUGGAGUUCCCCGUGGUUACAGUGGGAGAGUAUUACCAAAUGGUAACAUUCCUGAUGUAGAUGAAGAAGGUUAUAGUAUAAAACCAGAAGCAAAUCAGAAUGAUACCAAAGAGAACCAUUUCUACUCGUCUAGUGAUUCUGAUUCUGAAGAUGAAGAACCAAAGAAGUAUCGGAUAGAGAUCAAACCCAUGCACCCAAAUAACUCCCAUCACACAAUGGCUUCCUUGGAUGAAUUAAAAGUAUCUAUAGGAAAUAUCACACUCUCCCCAGCAAUAUCUAGACACAGCCCAGUGCAGAUGAAUCGGAAUUCAUCAAGUGAGGAGCUGACAAAAUCAAAGCCAUGUGCUGCAUCCAAUGAGAAAGGGACCAGCGACUUACUUGCUUGGGAUCCCCUGUUUGGACCAUCUCUUGAUUCAUCAUCUUCAGCUUCACUGAAUUCGUCAUCAUCAUCAGCCAGGCCCACAACUCCUCUUUCUGUAGGCACCAUUGUCCCACCUCCAAGGCCUGCUUCCAGACCAAAGCUUACUUCAGGCAAACUCAGUGGGAUUAAUGAAAUACCCAGGCCAUUCAGCCCACCUGUAACUUCCAAUACCAGCCCACCUCCUGCAGCUCCAUUAGCACGGGCAGAAAGUUCUUCUUCUAUCUCAUCUUCAGCUUCAUUGAGUGCUGCCAAUACUCCAACAGUAGAAGAUGAUAAUUUGAUUGGGACACUCUCUGAAAUUGAAAAGCAGUGUGAGACUUCACAAGGUGUGUCACGAGGUCCCAGCCCUGUCAGCCUUGGAAACCAGGACACCUUACCUGUGGCAGUUGCCCUUACAGAAUCUGUUAAUGCCUAUUUUAAAGGAGCAGAUCCCACCAAGUGUAUUGUGAAGAUCACUGGUGACAUGACAAUAUCAUUCCCGAGUGGAGUUAUUAAAGUCUUCACUAGCAAUCCAUCUCCAGCUGUGCUGUGCUUCAGGGUGAAAAAUAUCAGCAGACUAGAGCAAAUUCUUCCAAAUGCACAACUUGUGUUCAGUGAUCCAUCACAGUGUGAUUCUAACACAAAAGAUUUUUGGAUGAACAUGCAAGCUGUUACUGUCUACCUCAAGAAGCUAUCAGAGCAAAAUCCAGCUGCUUCUUACUAUAAUGUAGAUGUAUUAAAGUAUCAGGUAUCAUCAAAUGGCAUUCAGUCCACUCCUCUAAACCUUGCAACAUACUGGAAAUGUAGUGCUGGCACCACAGAUCUUAGAGUGGAUUACAAGUAUAACCCAGAAGCUAUGGUGGCACCCAGUGUGCUUUCCAACAUACAGGUGGUGGUACCAGUGGAUGGAGGAGUCACCAACAUGCAGUCCCUUCCCCCUGCUAUAUGGAAUGCAGAACAAAUGAAAGCCUUUUGGAAACUGUCUGGUAUUUCAGAAAAAUCAGAAAAUGGAGGUUCUGGGUCCCUCAGAGCAAAAUUUGAUCUUUCGGAAGGACCUAGUAAACCCACAACACUUGCCGUGCAAUUCCUCAGCGAGGGGAAUACCCUCUCAGGAGUAGAUAUUGAACUUGUAGGCACUGGCUAUAGGCUUUCCUUAGUGAAGAAGCGGUUUGCCACUGGACGAUACCUGGCAGAUUAUUGAUGGACCUGGGAAACUGGUUGGCUUGAGAGAGAAGUACAGGCCUGCCCUCCUGUGUUGUCUAUUCUUUCCAACACUAUUUUAGCUUGUAUUAUGUCUUUGAACUUACACAUAUUUGAGAAUGUUAAUUACAAACAUUAAAUUGCACUUUUGAAGUGAGUCAUCAAAAGCAAUAGCACUGAAAUGAUUUUUCAACACUGUUAAUGAUCAACUGCCAUGUUCUGGAAGCACAUUUGCUGAAAUUCUCAGUAUAAUGAAGUUUUCUUAGGCUGAAAUUUUACAUUACUUUCAGUGUCUAUGUUGAGUUAUAGUGUAUUAUCAGGCCUAAAAUUUCAGGAGAGCAAGCACAAAAUAAUUCAGCUUUCCAUAAAUUUUUAGAGUCAGAGAUAGCCUUGAAAUUUCCUAAGUUUAAUAUUGAACAGAGACACACACAACAUGAAUUCUAAGUUUUGGAUAAUGUUAAUUUAGAAUACUCAAUCAAAUUGAGUUAUGUGCCAUAAAAUAAUCAGACCAGAGUCCCAAGGUGUGCACAAAACAAUGUAUAAUUUGAUUCUCAUAUAAACAUUAUUAAAGUGUAAAUGGUGUUUUGUAUGAUUUUUCUAAUUCUCAAGUGCAAUGUGUUUUAAAAUAAGCUUGCAAAAGACAGCAGAGAAAUUUACUUCUGCAGUUAGUUAACUUUAUAGAAUUUGUGAUUGUUUUUAAGAAUUAAUGCUGUAGAUUUAAUUUAUUUUUAUAUGGAUUACAGAAUGUGUGCCUUUUAAAACAAUAACAAAAGCCAGAAAUGUGCCUGUCCAGUCUGUGUUCAUUAAUGUGCCUCACUGUUGUCCCCUCACAGUCUGGAUCUUCUCUUCAUCCUAGGGUGGUCAAGCAUUUUUACAAGAUAAUAGCCAUUUCUGUAAAUACCUUUGGCCUCAGUUGGGAAGGGAAUUCAGAGUAACUCAAGGAUAAUUUGUACUUCAAAACCCUGGCUCACUUCUUUAGUGAUACACUGUAGCCACUAGAAAAAGAAAUACACCUAAUGGCCUAUGUUUACAGAGGGAAAACAGUUGACCUUCACUUGUUCCACCUAAGUAUGUAAAUCGUAAAACAAACAUUGAAAACCUCCUCGUCAAUUGGUAACUGCUAGUUUAUUUCUCCACUUGGCCCUUCCCUUCUUUCUGUUCAUCUUUGGAAAUUUAUAUACACUGAAUGAAUGUGUCGGAAGCAUGAGUUUUGUGUUUUGUGAGGAACACAUUUAAGCAAUAUUAUUGGCAUUGGAGACGUACUGCCAGUUGUUUUCAUUUCAACGAUUGGAAAAAUUACCAAUUAUUUAAUUGCCACCUGCUAGAAAUGGGGAGAUUAUCUGAAGUGAUGGAUUGGGCUAAGCAUUUCUUGAACUACUAAUAUUAAAUAGUAAAAAAAACCUAACUUUAUAGCAAAUCCUAAUUGAAGGACUUAAAAUAUUUUGGACAGUUUCAUAAUUAAAAAUGGGAAUUUUAUUUAUAAGGAUAAAUGACAGUGUCCUGCAUUUUAUGUAGAAGUGAUAAAUUGUGUUAUAUAUGAUAAUUUAUAUAAAACCACUAAUUAUUCUGUUAAGCUUUACAGAACAUAAAACCCCUAUUACUAGACAUUUAUGUAACAUCUUGCUCUACUAAAUGCAGCAGAAAAUCUACUUAUUAGCAAUACAUAUAACACAGUACGUGCUUUUUAAAUAUAUUCAGUGUUAGCCCAAUUCUAAAUUUAGAUUUGACUAAAGCAACACAUUAAAACAAUACACUGAAAUAUUCAUCUUUACUAAAUAGUGAGCGAAAUGAGAAUUUCUAACUCUUGUGCUCUUUUAAAUGCCAAUUACAGUCCCUUACUGGAAUCUUAAAUGUAACUGCUUUGCGAUUGGUGUGCUUUUAAAUGGGCAGUUAAUACUUUAUUCUUGGACUUCAGACACCAUUACACUCACCAUGUUUAUUUUUAAUCAAGUAUUACCUGAAAAUGUACAAAUUAGUGAAAUGGUUAAACUUCUGCACUUUCUUCAUUACCACAGUCUUCAUACCAAGUGUUGAUACCUACAUUUGUAUUAGGUGCAGGUUACAAUUUUGAAGCCAUAUGAGUUUAUAUUGAUUUUGUUUUUCAUUUAAAAAUCCACUAAUGGUGUAAAAAAGACCAGUAGAUUUUUCAAUGGGAGAUGUAUUUAGCAAGCUGGUUCUUGCUUAUGUAUAGUGAUAAACUCUGUAGCUGCCUCUUUAACCCAGAUUUGUAAACACAGAACUCUAACAAAUGUGAGUUUUUAAGAAAUGUUAUUUACUACUUUGAGUUGUAAUUAGAACAAUGCAAAUCUAUCUUACACAAUUUUGUAAAUAUUUUUGAUUUUUUCAUAAAAUGUAAAUUUUACAUAAAAGUUUUCCCUUAAUAAACAUGUAAUAUAUAAUUUA
Canis lupus familiaris (dog) is the source of this 5024-nucleotide messenger RNA. It is a transcript of the gene FCHO2, whose product is annotated as FCH and mu domain containing endocytic adaptor 2. The coding region runs from base 73 to 2622 and encodes 849 amino acids. The record is from RefSeq and is a predicted model, not a curated record. Gene Ontology annotation, biological process: synaptic vesicle endocytosis; clathrin coat assembly; clathrin-dependent endocytosis. The transcript is spliced from 28 exons. NCBI's taxonomy places the organism in Eukaryota, Metazoa, Chordata, Mammalia, Carnivora, Canidae. Gene Ontology annotation, cellular component: cytoplasm; clathrin-coated pit; clathrin-coated vesicle.